UCUCCCUUUCCACUCCACAAAAACGGAAACGCCAAACAGAUCUUUAUAUCCCAACUUAAGACAGAAUCGCUUGCCUAACCAGUUUUGGUAGUUCAUGGCAGGCACGUGCCCCCGCGGGACGCCUCACGUGAUAGGCUCCUCUGUCGGCGAGCUCGCCAGAACCGGUUGCCGAGCUGGAGCCUCGCUCUCCGUCCGUAUUUCCUCAAGGAGCUACGCGGUCGCUGCCGCAGCCGCCGCUGCGCGCAACGGCUGUCGUCGUGUGGAAGGACCGUCGUGUAUCUUCAUCGGCCCAGUGGAAACCGCCAGUCAAGAAAACCUAGAAGCUCUUUAUCGUCAAGCUCGGGACGCUUAUUAUAGCGGAGAACCGUUGAUAGUUGAUGACAUGUUUGAUAGAGUUGAGUUAAAACUGCGGUGGUAUGGGUCCAAAUCUGUUGUGAAGUAUCCGCGCUGCAGUCUCAGGCAGCAGUCCACUUAUGCGGAUGCUGAGGAAGAUCCUUCACAGGUGUUUGCAUUGGCAAGCGUAUGGCUCUUGAUUCUUGGUUUUGGAUCUUCAGCUUGUCUUCUGCCUGUAGCAUACACUGUUUUUCAAGCUUAUAAAGACGCAUUCGAUUCAGGAAUUUCUUACACUAAUCAAGCCUCUACACUAGAGUUCUUUGCUACACUUAAUGGCAUGCUCUUGAUGUUGUUCGGGUCCAUGGUUGGCUAUCCAAUUGCAUCAGCCUCCGUUGGAGCACUUCAAGGACUCUGGAAAAAUGAUUUGGUGGCAUUGAAAGGGGUAUGCCCUAAUUGUGGUGAAGAGGUGUUUGCAUUUGUUAGAUCAGAUCGGUCGAUUCACUCCCCACAUAGAGUGGAGUGUCAUGUAUGUGAGAGCUCCUUGGAGUUCCGCACAAAAAUUGAGCAAUCCAUCUCAAGACCAGGUAGACGAUGGGUGUAUGGUCGCAUCUAUUUAAUUCGAUCUAGGGGUAGAUGUCAAAGAUGGGCAUAAGAUAGAAAUUCUCAGCCUUGUGCUUCAUUAACUGGAUUGGAUCCUCUUGUAUAGGAACACAUUCAAGCUAUUGCUUUAUUCUCUGUUGGUAAGUUGUGGCAGUACUGGUGGAAGUAUUUGCUACAGCAUACAAACUGCAGCAUGUUUUUGUUUGAAGUUUCAUGCCAGGGAGAACACUGAAGAGUCUGUUUAUCUGAAAAAUCGUGUAGGAUUUUGCAACACUUGAUUUAUAUUUGUUGGCGCGUGGCUAAUAUAUUUUUGCAAUUGGAGUCUCGCUA
This is a messenger RNA of Sesamum indicum (sesame), 1263 nucleotides long. NCBI's taxonomy places the organism in Eukaryota, Viridiplantae, Streptophyta, Magnoliopsida, Lamiales, Pedaliaceae. The record is from RefSeq and is a predicted model, not a curated record.